This is a messenger RNA of Aspergillus campestris IBT 28561, 1821 nucleotides long. Its product is annotated as kinase-like protein. NCBI's taxonomy places the organism in Eukaryota, Fungi, Ascomycota, Eurotiomycetes, Eurotiales, Aspergillaceae. The record is from RefSeq and is a predicted model, not a curated record. Bases 1 to 1821 code for a protein of 606 amino acids. The transcript has 2 exons.
AUGUCUGUUUCACUGGAUAGUCGUUUACGGGAUGCUCUUCCGUCCAUAUUGACUAGGUCCCGUCACUCGGAGAUCUGGGGUGUGGAUUUGAAGCACGCAGAACGGCAAGUAUUAAAUGUUAUUUUGGACAAGUUCCUCCGUUGCCAUUCCGCGAUCCCAGCACUCCAAGUCCCCAGGGCAAGAGCGUCACUCGAGAAAUCCCUGGAAUGGCGACGCAUCUGUGACCCGAGAUCUCACCUUUCUGAGGCGGAACCCAUCCUUUCAGACUUAGAUUUGUGUCAUAUCACCUCACAUGGGGGCCAGUAUGUGUUGUGGGUUAGUAUUAAUGAGCCGGUGAUCAAGGGAUACUCGGCACUACAUCAUCUGGUAUCGUAUAGCAGGUUGGUGGACUUAGGGCUUGCCGUAAUGGAAAAGCUGUCUAUGAUUCUGCUGCAAUCGGUCGCUUGUACUCCUUCAUGCGGAUAUUCGGCAUCCUGUGUGGUCGACUUCAAAUUACACCCCAUUCGAAAUACCGAACAAAGUCAGCCGGCUUUCCAGGGGCAGCUCCGCAUGGCGCUCCAAGAAUUGGUGACGUCCAUCCGAUAUCACUAUCCCAAUAUCCUGGAAAAGGCAUACAUCAUCAAUCCCCGGGAUGAAUAUCUCGCGUCACUUGAUAUCGACGACACCCUCUUGAGAAACACGACACUAUUGAAGAAUCCAGAGAGUCUUGCUCAAUAUCUUGGCUCAUCUAUUCCACCACACUAUGGCGGUACCGGGGAGUCAUUGACGGAUUCUAAUCUUCUCUAUACCCACUGUCCCACAAUGGACACCACGGAGAAAAUCAGUCUGGAGACUCCAGAGAAGGACACAGCAGCAUCCACCGACACUGAGACUUCCGGGGUGCAAGACGAAAGCGCGGCUUCUUCUACCAUUCCCGCCUCCGGCGGCCCCGAGGAAGGAUUGGAAACAGAGGAGACCAAACUUCGCCUAAUCUACUCCGAUACCAUCGGACCUCCAUCGAUUAUACUAGAUCCAGACGACCUGGAGACAGCAGAAGACCUGUGCCCCGAUAAAAUGGGCGCGCGUCUCGCUUUUGCAGACUCAGAUACGAUCGUGAAAUUCGGCCAUAGCGUCCGCUUGGCCGAAGCCGAAGCGCUGCAUUUGGCAUGCACUCGUACGACCAUAGCAACACCACGACUUCUCAGCGCAUACAUCCUCGACGGUGUGGGAUACAUUUUGAUGUCGUACGAGCCGGGCGAGCCGCUAGAGCACUACUGGGACCGUGUGUCAAAGCCAGAGAAAGAUCGCGUCCUGAAACAGUUACGAGACUACGUGCACCAGAUGCAAGCUAUCCCAGGGGAUUUCAUUGGCGGCGCCGACAGAUCACGCUGUCGAGACGGAAUCUUUGAAGCCGGCUACGGUGACUACACCAAGUAUAGCUACGGCCCGUACUCAUCUGAGGAGAGUUUCAACGAGGGGAUCGUUCAGGCUCUGCGGGACCGGUUGCCUCCGAAAGUACUCAAGCAGGAAAACGACGUCGAAUCUCAUUUUUUCAACAGAGAAUACACGCUGUACCAGACGGUUCGAGGGCUCAAGAAUCACAAAAUCGUGUUUACACACGGAGACUUGCAUUCGGGGAAUAUCCUCGUUCGGGCCGACGGUACGGUUGUUCUGCUGGACUGGGGUCUAGCUGGCUUUUGGCCGGACUAUUGGGAAUUCUACCGUGCUAUGCAUAGUGCGCACUGGAGGGCCUCGUGGGAUCGCAUGAUUGAGAGGUUUAUCCCGCCUGCUUAUGUGGAGUAUAGUGUUAUUAGUAGGGUGUUUGCUAUUGCUUGGAACUGA